Messenger RNA from Ziziphus jujuba (common jujube), 1459 nucleotides. Its product is annotated as polyubiquitin. Gene Ontology annotation, molecular function: protein tag activity; ubiquitin protein ligase binding. Gene Ontology annotation, biological process: protein ubiquitination; modification-dependent protein catabolic process. Gene Ontology annotation, cellular component: cytoplasm; nucleus. Lineage: Eukaryota; Viridiplantae; Streptophyta; Magnoliopsida; Rosales; Rhamnaceae. The record is from RefSeq and is a predicted model, not a curated record. Bases 132 to 1292 code for a protein of 386 amino acids. The transcript has 2 exons.
AUAAAAAGGGCAAAACUUUUGUACUAUGAUCGUCCGCGUAGGGUUUACAAAAACGUCGUUGACACAUUUCAGUCAAUUUUGCUGGUUUGGAUAUUUCGUGUAAACCCAGAGUUAGAGAUUGAGCGAUCGCCAUGGAAGUGACCCCACUAAGACGAUCCUCCGAACCCUCUGUCGAAACCCAAGAAGAGAUUAAUAUAUACUUGAAAAUCAUAAGACCAGUAAGCUUAAAUGUCAAGAAAUCUGACAGAGUAAAGGAUGUCAAAGCAUUGUUACAUGAUAAGUUUGGAUUUUCUGAAAGUCUUCAGGAUCUCUGUUUAGAUGGUGAUUGUCUUAGGGAUGGACAAAGACUUAUGGACUGUGGUGUUCAAAGAGACUCCACACUUCAUCUCGUUCUCCGGAAUCCUGAUGAAUUUAAAAUCUAUGUCAAACUACCAUCAAAUCCAAGCACCAUGGCUGUUGAAGCAAAGGCUCGAGACACAGUUGGAAACAUCAAAGCAAUUAUUAAGGACAAGGAAGGGAUUGAGUUGGAUCAUUUUACUCUUGUCUACCAUGGAAAAUUACUUGAAGAUGACAGUACUCUGGUGUCACUUAAUAUUCAGCAUAAGUCUACCCUCCACGUGGUUUUAAAUCCUAAAGAUUUGAUGUCAAUUUUUGUGAAACUACCAAGUGGAGAGUUUAUUAAAGUCGAAGCAAGGGCUUUGUUUGCUGUUAGUGAUGUGAAAACAAUAGUCGGGAGCAUUGUAGGUGUAUCGGUAAGUGACCAUACUCUGUUCUAUGCAGGAAAGAAGCUUGAUGAUUUCAGGACAUUGGCUUUCUAUGACAUCAAGGAAGAAUCUGUGUUGGAGAUUUUACUUCUUAAAUUUCAGAUAUUUGUCAGGAAUUGGGAUGGAAAAACCAUAACUCUUGCUGUGGAACGACAUGAUACUAUUGAAAACAUAAAGCAAAAGUUUUUCCAUAAGUUGAACUUGAGGAUGCCUGCUCAUUUUCUUAGUCUUGUAUUUUCAGGCAAAACACUUGAAAAUUCCCGGGAUCUGGCUAGUUACAAUAUGCAGCAGCAUUCCACUCUUAUUGCUGUCCAUACACCGAGAGCAAGCCGGAUUAAGUUGGCUAAUAUUGGGAGUUCUGUAACAGAAUCCACUACCAUUCCUCAAUUAAAGAAUAUGAUACAAAGAAAAAGGAAUAUUCAUGUAAAGGAAAUAUACUUCCAAGGACUGGCACUUCAGGAUGACCGUAACCUGUCUGAUUAUGGUGCUUUUGACAAUAAUGCUAUAUUUUGGAUCGUUUCUGAAUAGUUCAAGUGACUUUUGUAUAUGGAAAUUGGAUUUUUAUGGAAGAAAUAUGUAGGGAAUUGUAUCUGGAUCUACUUAUGUUGAUGUGAAACAUUUAUUUAGUUAUUUUGUAAUUAGGUUUCUGCAUCUAUAUGUACUUUUGGGUUCUUAUUAUAGUUUGUUUUGAUUUA